GGCAUGCUCAGUCUCUGGCCAUUCGGCUAAGGAAGCAGAGCGCGGGCGGAGUGCAGCAAGCUGCGCCGACAGGGCUGAGCGGAGCUUGCGGCCCGAGCCGAGCUGAGCCGAGAAGCGCCGAGCGGAGCCGAGCGCCAGUCUAGGGGAGACAUGCAGAUGAUGAGUAGGAACGUUCUUCUGAACAUGGAGCUGGAAGAUGAUGACGAUGAGGAUGGAGACAUCGGUGAUGUUCCUGACUCCAGGAGACCUUUUCUGGCUCCUCAUUCUCUCCUACCAUCCGGUCUGGUGCUGGAAAACUUGGACCAGACAAUUGUCUGUCCCACCUUCAGCUCGCUGGAGAACCAGCAGGAUUUCCGAACUCCAGAGUUUGAAGAAUUUAAUGGGAAGCCUGACUCCCUCUUUUUUACCGACGGCCAGAGACGGAUCGACUUUGUUCUUGUAUACGAAGAUGAAACUAAAAAGGAGAACAAUAAAAAAGGAACAAAUGAAAAACAAAGGAGGAAAAGACAAGCCUAUGAGUCUAACCUCAUCUGUCAUGGCCUGCAGCUGGAAGCAACACGAUCAGUUUCUGAUGACAAGCUUGUGUUUGUAAAAGUACACGCACCCUGGGAAGUGCUGUGCACCUAUGCUGAGAUCAUGCACAUCAAACUCCCCCUGAAACCCAAUGACCUGAAGACCCGCUCAGCCUUUGGCACCCUCAACUGGUUUACCAAGGUCCUCCGCGUGAAUGAGAGUGUCAUCAAGCCAGAGCAGGAGUUCUUCACUGCCCCGUUUGAGAAGAGCCGGAUGAAUGAUUUUUAUAUCCUUGAUAGAGAUUCCUUCUUCAACCCUGCCACCAGAAGCCGCAUUGUUUAUUUCAUCCUCUCUCGAGUCAAAUACCAAGUGAUGAACAACGUUAACAAAUUUGGGAUCAAUAGACUGGUCAGUUCUGGAAUCUACAAGGCAGCGUUCCCUCUGCACGAUUGCAAAUUUAACUAUGAGUCGGAGGACCCCAGCUGUCCUAGUGAACGUUACCUCCUGUACAGGGAAUGGGCUCACCCUCGAAGCAUCUAUAAGAAGCAGCCUUUGGACCUUAUCAGGAAGUAUUAUGGAGAGAAGAUUGGAAUCUACUUUGCUUGGCUAGGCUACUACACUCAGAUGCUCCUGCUUGCAGCUGUGGUGGGCGUGGCCUGCUUCCUCUAUGGCUAUCUCAAUCAGGAUAACUGCACUUGGAGCAAAGAGGUCUGUGAUCCUGAUAUCGGCGGCCAGAUCCUAAUGUGUCCCCAGUGUGACAAGCUGUGUCCAUUCUGGAGACUAAAUAUCACCUGUGAGUCUUCGAAGAAAUUGUGCAUCUUUGACAGUUUCGGAACCCUGGUAUUUGCAGUAUUUAUGGGAGUGUGGGUUACGCUGUUUUUGGAGUUUUGGAAGCGGCGCCAGGCAGAGCUUGAGUACGAAUGGGACACCGUUGAGCUACAGCAGGAGGAACAGGCCCGGCCAGAGUAUGAAGCCCAGUGCAAUCACGUGGUAAUAAACGAGAUCACUCAGGAGGAGGAACGUAUCCCGUUUACUACCUGUGGGAAGUGUAUCCGGAUCACCCUGUGUGCGAGCGCUGUCUUAUUCUGGAUCCUGCUCAUCAUCGCGUCUGUGAUCGGCAUCAUCGUCUACAGGCUGUCGGUGUUUAUUGUGUUCUCUACAACCCUCCCCAAGAAUCUCAACGGGACUGACCCAAUCCAGAAAUACCUGACACCACAGAUGGCCACAUCCAUCACAGCUUCUAUCAUCAGCUUCAUUAUCAUCAUGAUCUUGAACACUAUCUAUGAGAAGGUGGCCAUCAUGAUCACCAACUUCGAACUCCCAAGGACCCAGACUGACUAUGAGAAUAGCCUGACCAUGAAGAUGUUCUUGUUCCAGUUCGUCAACUACUACUCCUCGUGUUUCUACAUUGCGUUCUUUAAGGGCAAAUUUGUCGGCUAUCCAGGGGACCCAGUGUAUUGGCUGGGCAAGUACAGAAACGAAGAGUGCGACCCGGGCGGCUGUCUCCUUGAACUGACUACACAGCUGACAAUCAUCAUGGGCGGAAAGGCGAUCUGGAAUAACAUACAAGAAGUGUUGUUCCCAUGGGUCAUGAAUCUGAUUGGACGCUAUCAACGAGUUUCAGGAGGAUCAGAAAAGAUAAUUCCACGGUGGGAACAGGACUACCAUCUACAGCCCAUGGGCAAGCUGGGGUUGUUCUAUGAGUAUCUCGAAAUGAUUAUUCAGUUUGGGUUCGUCACCUUAUUUGUGGCCUCUUUUCCACUGGCUCCCCUGCUGGCUCUGGUGAACAAUAUAUUGGAAAUAAGAGUGGAUGCCUGGAAGCUGACAACACAGUUUAGACGCAUGGUACCAGAAAAAGCCCAGGACAUCGGCGCGUGGCAGCCCAUCAUGCAAGGGAUAGCCAUCCUGGCUGUAGUGACCAAUGCCAUGAUCAUUGCUUUCACAUCAGACAUGAUCCCUCGCCUCGUGUAUUAUUGGUCCUUCUCCAUCCCUCCCUAUGGGGACCACUCCUACUACACCAUGGAUGGCUACAUCAACAACACUCUCUCCGUCUUCAACAUCACAGACUUCAAAAACACAGACAAAGAAAACCCGUACAUUGGGCUUGGCAACUAUACCUUGUGCAGGUACCGAGACUUCCGAAACCCACCUGGGCAUCCGCAAGCGUAUAAACGCAAUAUCUACUAUUGGCAUGUGAUUGCUGCCAAGCUGGCUUUUAUCAUUGUCAUGGAGCAUGUCAUCUACUCUGUGAAGUUUUUCAUUUCAUAUGCAAUUCCAGAUGUGUCAAAAGUCACGAAGAGCAAGAUCAAGAGGGAGAAAUACCUCACACAAAAGCUGCUUCAUGAGAGUCAUCUCAAAGACCUGACCAAAAAUAUGGGGCUUAUAGCCGAGAGGAUGGGAGAGGUGGUUGACAACAGUGUGCGGCCAAAACUCGAAUGAGGAAGAGUAUAUAUCCCGAGAAGCACUUUAAAAAGAAUUAGCUCUCAGGCAUGUCUCGAAUUUCUAGAGAGGAUGUUGUUCACUCACUCAGGCAAAUGGGAGUCUUCACUGUGCCCAUUUCUGCCUGUAUUGGUUUUCAGUUUCAGCUAGCAAUAUGGGAACUGAAAAAUGGAAAACAUUGAUCAAGAAAGGCAUAAAACUACCUACCUGGAAAACCUGAAUAUGUUCCCUGUUUUUGAUAAAUUGGAAUUUCAGUAACAGGAAAAGCCUCGAAGCUUGCUUGAGUCCUUCCUGGGGACUUUGUCUGGUCUCAAGUACUUUCCUGUGCUUAAUUUUUGCAUUUUGCCAAAUCUAUCCAAGACCUAUUUCAUCCGUCCUGACCGUAGCAUCACCAAAGACCAGGCAUACCUCAGCCUUAAUCGUUUUUGUGUUAUUAACAAUAGCCAGCUCAGAAUUGAGUCUGGAUGCCAUAUUAGGUGCCAGGUAUACUGAAGAGUUCACAGUAUUUCAGUCUCUCUUACUACACCCCUAAGGAAGGAGACCUCGUGGUAUAAGAAACAACGUCCUUCUUCAUUUCAGCCUUAGAUAGGCAUGAAGAAAGAGGGUAUUAAAAGAAGCCUGUCCCUGUUACUCCAUGGGACACCUGCCUUCCAGCAGCACUCCCAGCAUGCUCUGGGCCCAAUCAACAUUGACUGCUCUGUAGAUCGUGAGGGAGUGCGAUGUACCGAUCUGGACAUUUAAUUUACCUCUUCUUGAUUAUGUAAGAUUCUUGGGGAAGUGAUAAUCAAAUGAUUGUGACUGUGUUGUUAUCACCAUUAGUGGGCUGGGAACUGUAAGCCCAUCAACUGUGUACAAACUGACUUACCCGGAAGGAAGGCACUACAAUCAGCCUGUCUGCUGAAAAGGUUGGUGCCCUGACAGCAAUGGGCGUGGUCAGAGCAACAGCCAGCAACUAGCCCUGUCCUGUGAACCUUGCAUGGCCAGCUGCACCCACUGGGAGUCCUACUGACCUUUCUGCUUGCCACAGUGACCAGCUUGCUUGCCAUCUCUUCAUUUCCUAGGUCCAGUAUCCCAUUUGUAAUCCCAGCUGUGCUAGAGACAAAUCUACCCGGAUUACUGCCAUUUGAGGAAGGAGACCCUGGAUUUAGUUUGAGCCCCCAGCCUCCUCUCAGCCAUCAGGCAGUUAAAGGAAUGGCUGGUUUGUCUGCUGGUAACUUGCUGCUCAGCCCUAGCCCACUGGUGCCUUGCCGUCUUUGCUGCUCACUGGAAAGUUUUCUUGAGCUCUGCAGCCUAUGCGCUCUCAGCUUUCCUCCAGCACGUCUAGAGGAGACGUGGCUACACCUCAAACCCUUGAGGAUGGAUGACAGAGGUCAGUACUGGGUGAAGAAGGGAGGGCCUGCCUCACAGUUUGAGAUGGGCCUCUGCUGACUAGAUUGGUAUGGAAUGCCUGGGUGCCCAGGAGCCCCAAGGAAAGUGAACAGGUUUAGAGACCUCCUCAGGGCCACAGUUCUAAAUGCCCGCCCAGAACAGUGUAUUAGAGUGUUCAACAUGAUUAAGAAAGCAGUGUUCUGGGCUUUUAAGUAGACCAGUGGGUUGGCAGAAACAUUUCCCCACCUCCCUUGUACUGGGAGUCCAGGAGCUGCCAUAGAGUGUCUACCUGUGCUGAGACAUAAACGACUGCCUCCCCCCACACCGGGGAUGGCCUCCCUCCACAGCUGACACCAGGUGCCACUCCCUGUCCCCACUCAGACUGCCCUGGAGUGCCUCACUAUAUUACCUCCUUUCCAGAGCCCAUGCUUGCUCAUUUCCUAAGGAUGUACUCGCACUUUACAUAACAGAAAAGGAAAUCAGCCUUGCGUCUGUUUUUUCCUCCUUUCUUUGUGUGCACAAAGAAAACUGCAAGUGAAAAGUGCAUUUAUUCAUCAGUAUCCUCCAGCCAAGAACUCCCUUCACAGUGUAGAAAGUGCCACUGUGGACAGGAGAAGAAAACACAGACAAAAUAAAACAAAACAAAACCGGCUUUUCCGAAGGGAGCAGGUGUGGCGUCUGACACCGCCGGAGUGCUGAAGGCUAAGUUCCAGUGAGCUGUUGGAUCCCGAGGCAUCAGUAUCAUUCCUGUGAGGCCUGUGUCAAGUUGGUGAUGGAGAGGAACAAGGGACACCUGCAGUGGCAGUCUGCAUCUGCCAGCACAGUGAGGUAGUCCCCAGUCCCAGGGCAUCAAGGGCAUGACAGUGGCCAGUGGGGGAAGGAUCCGGCUCUCCACCUGUUCAGCGUUAACCACUAGCAAAGUUUAUAUUGCCUUCGAAUCUUAAUCAAUGGAAUCAGUAGACCCAAUAACUCAGGGGAUUUUCCUUUACAUGUUCCUCAGAUCAGUUAGAUAGUCCAUUAGACAUAGAAGGCCUUUAUUAGUCUUGAAAUCAAACAAGGCCAUGUGGUAACAAGUGUGUCAAGUUCUCCUCUUUGUAGUGCACAUGCGCCGUGAGUUUCACAGGACACUCUCGUUGGCAGCAGAACGUGAUGUGUUGGUUACACACUUAUUGUGCUCUCCUCACCUUCCCAUUAUGGUCGAGAAGUGGAAGCAGUGCACAGCUUAGCUAAGAAGGGGCUGAAAAUCAUGAUGCUUCCCAGGCAAUGUAGCAUCAGUAUUGUUUGUAACUGAUGUUUGUUCAUUUCUAUGCAUUUUAAUAUUUUUUAAUUAUGAGCAUUUUAAUAAAUUCAGUUUUACAAACAA
This is a messenger RNA of Phodopus roborovskii (desert hamster), 5683 nucleotides long. It is a transcript of the gene Ano6, whose product is annotated as anoctamin 6. The transcript has 21 exons. Gene Ontology annotation, biological process: calcium activated phosphatidylcholine scrambling; chloride transmembrane transport; calcium activated phosphatidylserine scrambling. Lineage: Eukaryota; Metazoa; Chordata; Mammalia; Rodentia; Cricetidae. Gene Ontology annotation, molecular function: protein dimerization activity; chloride channel activity. The record is from RefSeq and is a predicted model, not a curated record. Gene Ontology annotation, cellular component: plasma membrane. The coding region runs from base 151 to 2952 and encodes 933 amino acids.